Molecule: messenger RNA, 6126 nt
Organism: Coturnix japonica (Japanese quail)
Lineage: Eukaryota; Metazoa; Chordata; Aves; Galliformes; Phasianidae
Gene: RAB44
Product: RAB44, member RAS oncogene family
Molecular function (GO): GTP binding; calcium ion binding; GTPase activity
Source: RefSeq, a predicted model, not a curated record
GUUAUGUGUGGGUUGGGGGUUGCUUUAAGGGUGCAGCCACAGAGGUGCAGUUUGAUGCUGGUGGGGAAGGAGCUGUGAUGUAUCUGUGGGGGGGUUUGGGAUGUCCAGCUGUGGGAUGGAUCCAGCAGGACAGGGAUGGGGGCUCCUGCUGUGGGUUGGGGUCUAUGGGUGGGUUGGGAUCCAUUGCUGAGCCCUUUGUGGUGCUGCAAACAGGAAACGUGUGCACGUACCGGCAGUUGAGUGCAACCCCAAAGCGGAAGGCUGCCUUGAGUAAGAGAGAGAAUGACGGUGUGGGGCCGGGAGGUGCACAGCAGCGAUGCAGGCUGUGUGAGGCUGAUGACCCCCCAGCCCUGGGGAGCCCCACAGUGUAACCAGGCAGCACCACCCCAAAACUGAGAGCACGUGGAGAAGGUAAGGUUUGCUCAAGGGGGGGUUUGGUGUUAGGGAUGCAGGGCUGAUGCCUGGCCCUAUAACCAUCAGUGGUGACCCUCAGGCUGCCCCUCAGCAGGAAGCAUCUCAGACAGCAGCCAGUGUUGAAGUGCCUUUGGUGUUUAUUUUACAGCUUUUUCCGUGUUUGGUGCCUCUGUUUCAUGGCACGCAAUGGGCUCCGCUCGCUCUGUGGGGCAGGGGGAGGCACCGAGGGGACUUCUUGCAUCAUAACCUCUCCCAUAACCCCCCUAAAUGCUGCUGCUUUGGCUCUUAGAGGGGCUGGGACCAUAGAAUGGGGGUAACCCGCAUCCUGACCCCCCCCUCCCCUUCCUUGGGGCUCUGCUGACCUCAUAGGAUGUCCCCUCCCCCCACUGAUGCUGUGGGGUGGUGCUGCAUGGGAGUCGAAGGGGAUGGGGACCAUUUUGGGGCCCAUUCCUUAUUUCCAGUUCACUUUAGGGCUUGGCAUUGCCAGAGGAAGGGUGGGACAAUGUGGGGGGUUCCCCCUCUCUCACUUCUAGUCCCAAUUUGGGCACAUUUCAGAGCCAUGAGGUCGAGGUGGGGGUGUGAAUAGAAACCUCCCCGAGGUCACAGGAGGUGACUCAGGGCUGUGAAAGCUGGAGGAGGGAUGUUCAGAGAUGCUGAGGAGCUCCUGGAGCCUCCAUCACCCCCCACCUCCCUGCACUGUGCCAUCCAAGCAGAGAGAAGUGCCUGUUUUCCUAUUGCCAAACCCACUCAGGUUUCACCCUUCUGGGCUGUUUAAUGGGUUUCUGGUUGCCCUCAGCAGAUCCCCACUGUGAGCCAUGGCUGAGCAGCGUGUGGGCUCCAAAGGGCGGCGGAUGGGAUCCAGCCGGAGACGGCAGCUCCGUAAGGAUGCGGGUGAAGAACCACCCUGGGCAGCAGCUGUGAUGCAGAGAGUCCAGGAUGUCAUCCAGGAGCAGCGUGGGGAUGCACAGGGCUUCGUCACUCGUGGAGAUAUGCAGAAACUGCAGGGGGAGGUUAUUCCAUGCAGCACAGAGGAGCUGGAGCUGCUCUUUGAUGGGAUGGAUGCUGCUGGCACCGGGCAGCUGAGCAUUGAGGAAUUCACCUCUGGGCUCCGGCAGUUCCUGUGUUCCCAAAAAAUCAGUAGGGAUCAUCGCAGAUGGAAAGCAGCAUCACGGAGGAGCUGUUUGGUCCUCGCCAGCCCAACGUGGGAGGAGAUGGACAGCGAGGAGAAGAAACACUUUGCAGCCUUCAUGGAGCAGCUGGGAGUGGAUGACAGAUGGGAAGAGCAGCAGAUCUGGCAGCUCUGGGCCAAGCUGAGGAAGGAUGAGCCCCAACUGAUGGGUAACUUGGAGGCUUUCCUGGCCAAGAUGAGGCACCGCAUCCAAGAAGUCCGGAGCAAGAAGGAGGCCUUGGAGGAGACCCUCAACAAGCGUGUGGCUGAGCACAACCAGGAGGUGCAGCAGCUCUGUGAGGCCCUGGAGCAGCAGAUCCAAGAGGAACGGCAGCGAAUGGAGCAGGAGAGCACGGCCCGGAGCCGCCUGCACUGUGCAGUGCUGCAGCGAGCACUGGAUGCAAGAGAUAAGGACAUGCAGCGCUUGGUUGCAGCACAGCAGGAGCUGGAAGCACAGUGCCGCAGUCUGAGCAGCACACAACGAGCUGCCAGUGCUGAGAACCAGCAGCUGGAGGAGAACAACCGUGCAUUGGAGGAGCAGCUGCAGCACAUCCAUGCACAGCUGCAGCAGACACAUGAGUGCCUGAGGGCUGCCAUGGCUCAGCAAAGGGCUGAGGAAGCGCGGGAUGGAGUGGAGGCAGAGCUGCUCGGUGAGACACUGCCAUCCCCGCAGAUGAGUCCAGAGCAGCCCUGCUUGGAGAUGCAGGUCGGGUUGGGUUCCCAGGGCAGCGAGCCCAAGCGCAGGAGCACCCACCAUGUGGUUUGGGAAAAGCCCCCAUCAGACACAAACCCAUCACGGCUGCUCUCUGUAGAAGAGGAUCCCUUCCCUGAAUUCCUGAAAGAGGAACGUUUUUCUGGCCAAGGCUCUUUGCUAAGAGAGAUGAACGAUGCAAUAGCGGCUCUGAGCACGCAGAAGCUGCAAGCACUGGGAGCUGCUGGGAGCUGCACACACGAUGAUGCUGAGCCCCAAACAGAACCAUCUGGUUCGGCCCCACGAGGGACCCACAUCAGUCACAAGGCGUUGGAAGAAGACCUGAGAGAGGGACGAGAUGCAGCUGAGCUUCGUGCUGGGGACGGGACACAGGCUGGUGCGUCUGCAGGAGCUCAAGAGAAGGGGGCAGCCCAGGGAGACAAAGUGGAGAGAGCAAAGCAGAGCAUGCAGCAGAUGGAAAGGGUGUUGUCUGUGCAGGGAAGGGAGCAGCAGGUGUUUAAAGAGGUUGAGAGCCCACAAGAGGCACUGGGAGAGAGCACGGAGAUGGGUGAGCAGCCUGGGAUGGGGGUGGAGGGAGAAGGAUGGGUGCAGGGAAAGAUGGAGUGGGAAAAGGUGCAGCUUCAAGGAGAACAUUUGGAGGCAGCCCUCAAAGCUCGGGAGGUGGAGCUCCCAAUGGGCAGCUUUAGCACCAAUGUGCUCUGGAUGCCAAGAGAACAGCUGGAACCAGAGGUGCCAAAAUGGGUUGAGGUGCAAAUGGCAGCAGUGCAGGGGGUGACAGAAGCUCCCAACCCCAGUAAAGUGGAUGGAGAGGGUAGUGGUGCAGUAGAGCACUGCUGGGGAGAGACUGAGGGGACUGAGCUGCAGCCCAUGAGUGCGGCUGGUGACCUGGGUGCAGAGCAGGUGGAGAAUAUGGGUCCAGAUGUGCAACUGCUGGAGGCUGAUAGAGCAGAGCCAGGGCUGGAGGGAGGAGCUGGGGCUGCUGCAGUGCUUGGUGCAAGGAGCCCAGCUGGUGGGAUGGUACCGGUCAGUGCUCAGGCAGAGGAAAAGGAGGAGCCAGAGGAGCAACUGUUGGGUGAGGUUGUUAAACCAGAGUUAGUAGAAAUGGAGGGGGAAGAGGAUUCUCAGGUGGACACGCAGCUGCAGUGGGGUCCCAGUCAAGAAGUCCCAUUGGGAGGGGGAGGCCAUACAAGUGUGCAGCUCACACAAGAGGUUGAGCAUGAGGGACAAGAUGUACAGCACCUGAAAGAAGAAAAGGGGAUGGAAAUGAUGGAGGAGGAGGGCAAUGAUAAGGAUGAGAUGGUCCUGGCCAGUGCUCAGGUAGAGGAAAUGAAGGAGGCAGAGGACGCUCCAGCAGAGAACCUGCUGCAUGGAAGUCCCAGCACAGAAGCCCUGAGGGAUGGAUUGGAUGACGCAGCCAUUGCUCUUGGGGAGGAUAUUGAGGAUGGGGGACAAGAACUGACUGAGCCUGGGCUGCCCAUGUGUGACCUGCAGGGAGCAGGAGUUGGGCAGGCAGAGGGGGCUGCUGUAGAGCUGCCACCCCAAGGGGAGGCUGGAAGCCUGGAGCUGCUGGAGGCCCUGAGUAGUGGUGCCCAUGUGCAGCUGCUUGCAGAGCUGGGGGAGAUUAUUGAGAGCCUGAAGCCCCUGUACCCAGAUCACCAGCCACACUCAGAGCAGGCAGAGAGCUUGGAGCCAGAGGUGCAACUGGUGGUUGAGAUUGGUAAACCAGAGUUAGUAGAAAUGGAAGGGGAAGGGGGUUCUCUGGUGGACACACAGCUACAGUGGGGUCCCAGUCAAGAAGCCCCAUUGGGAGGGGGAGGCCAUACAAGUGUGCAGCUCACACAAGAGGUUGAGCAUCAGGGACAGCACCUAAAAGAAGAGAGAGGAAUGGAAGUGAUGGAGGAAGAGGGCAAUAAGGAUGAGAUGGUCCUGGUCAGUGCUCAGGCAGAGGAAACGAAGGAGGCAGAGGACUCUCCAGCAGAGAACCUGCUGCAUGGGAGUCCCAGCACAGAAGCCCUGAGGGAUGGAUUGGAUGACACAGCCAUUGCUCUUGGGGAGGAUAUUGAGGAUGGGGGACAAGAACUGACUGAGCCUGGGCUGCCCAUGUGUGACCUGCAGGGAGCAGGAGUUGGGCAGGCAGAGGGGGCUGCUGUAGAGCUGCCACCCCAAGGGGAGGCUGGAAGCCUGGAGCUGCUGGAGGCCCUGAGUGGUGGUGCCCAUGUGCAGCUGCUUGCAGAGCUGGGGGAGGUUAAUAAGAGCUUGGAGGCAGAGCUGCAGCCCAUGAGUGUGGCUGGUGACCUGGGUACAGAGCAGGCAGACAACGUGGGGCCAGAUGUGCAAUUGGCAGAGGAAGUUGAUAGAGCAGAUCCAGAGCUGGAGGAGGGAGCUGCUGCAGUGCUCGGUGAGGGGCUUUCCCCAGCAGAAAUCCCUGCUGGGAGUCCAGCUCCUUUUGGGUUGGUACUGGAUAGUGAUCGUGAGCUGGAAGGGAAGGAAGCAGAGUCCCUUGUGCAGCUGGAGGAGCUCAUGUUAUCCCAUGGAGAGAGAGCUGGAGCUGAAACCCAGAGAGUGAGCCCUGAUGCAGAGGGGAGGCCUCUGGAUGGAGCUCGAGGUCUGGAUGUGGUGCAGGGAGUGAAGCUAGAGGCAGAAGCAAGGAUUUCAGUUGAAGUUCAGCAUUUGGAUCUAAAGCAGGGCCGUGAUGCCAAUGCAGCCACACUUGCUUCUCCCAUCUCCGAGGUACCGUUACAAAUCAGCACGUUAAAUCAGGAUGUGAUGAUGCAGGAGGGUGUUCUCAUUCCAGAUGUGCAGCGGAUAGGUGGUUCGGGACAGGCAGCCCAGAGGCAGCUCCAGGAGCAGGUCUCAGCACAGGCAGAUAAGGGGAGGCUUCACGCUGCUCCCCAGCAGCCACAGAAGCCACCAGGUGUGAUGGAAGCAGAACAAGCAGCUGCUGGACCUGCUGAGACUCUGAAACAAGAAGUGCUGCCAACGUCAGCCCUGCACAUGGGGAUCCAACAGGGGGAAAAUGCUACAAAGGAUGUCUCAGGGGUGGCCCUGGGGGACAGCCCGCUGGUCAGUAGCAGGGUGCAGCUCUUAGAAGAGCAGAAAGAAGAGCUCGAUGUGGGGAAGAAACAAGAGAUGGAGCAGAAAAUGAGCCUGGGAGGUGAGCCCAGCCCUGGAGAGCCAGAGGCUGCAACUAUGAAUGGAGCAGGAGCUGCCCCAAAGGGUUCCCUGGAGCCGGACCACCUCUACAACGUGCUGUUUGUUGGGGACUCCCACGUGGGCAAAACAUCCUUUCUGUACCGACUGCAUGCUGACACCUUCAACCCACACCUCGCUGCCACAGUAGGGAUGGAUUAUCAGGUCAAGAACCUCAUGGUGGACAACAAACGCUUUGCUCUCCGCCUGUGGGACUCAGCUGGGCAGGAAAGGUAUCGCAGCAUCACCAAGCAGUUCUUCCGCAAGGCGGAUGGAGUGGUGCUGAUGUACGACAUCACCUCGCAAUAUUCCUUUGCUGAUGUGCACUACUGGCUCAGCUGCAUCCAGGAAGGAGCAGAAGAUGGAGUCACGGUUCUGCUUCUGGGGAACAAAACAGACUGUGCUGCAGAGAGGCAGGUCCCUACACAGGAGGGGGAGCGCCUGGCUCAGGAGCACCAGCUCUUGUUUUAUGAAUGCAGUGCUGCCUCUGGCCACAACGUCACCGAGUCCAUCGUCAGCCUGGUCAGGGCACUCAAGGUUUCUGAAGAUCGAUUGAGAAAUAAGGCAGAGGAGGUACCAAAGCCACCUCAGAAGAAAAAGGGAUGCUGCUGGUGAUGGAGAGAGUCCUUGCUGUGCUCUGAAA